This is a messenger RNA of Daucus carota subsp. sativus, 3084 nucleotides long. RefSeq names its product nuclear intron maturase 1, mitochondrial. Lineage: Eukaryota; Viridiplantae; Streptophyta; Magnoliopsida; Apiales; Apiaceae. The transcript has 2 exons. The record is from RefSeq and is a predicted model, not a curated record. Gene Ontology annotation, biological process: mRNA processing. Bases 241 to 2355 code for a protein of 704 amino acids.
UUUAAUCAGAUGGAUAGUCAAUCUCAUUGAAUGAGUCAUUGAAUAUCACGCACCAAGCAAAAGGUUAGAAACGUAAUUGCUGAUUACUGCGUUAAGCAAUUUUUUACUGCAUUUAGCAAUACCCAUCGGAGCCAUAGUACUGAAGCUUUUAGACAUUAUAUAAAAGCCUCUCCAUUUGAAUUCAUAAAAUCCCACCCAAAGCUGAAACCGCCAAUCUGACUAUCACCACCAAAAUCAAAAAUGUCACUGAGACACAAUAUCAAACACUUUGCGCGCAUGUCCACACUGCGCUCAGUCUCUCACUCUACCAUCCACCGCCACCGCCCCCACCCACCACAAGCUCCCCCCAAAGCUCCCCAACAAGACCCCUAUACUCUCCUUAAAGAAGACCCGAUCCAAAUCCUCUCGGACCUCUGGGUCCGAUCCUUUUCUCACCACCACACUACUCAAAACCCAACCCCGCCUAAACCCUUUACAAAUCUCACUGGCUUUCUCUCGAAACUUGAUCUUUGGGUCUUAGCUUAUCAACGCACGUGUGCCCACGUGACGGGCUCAUUCCCCCCUCGCAAUGCCAUUCAUUUUCAUGUCCUUUCUGAUCUUCUUUCGCUCCGGAAUGCGGUGAUACACAGUCAGUUUCAGUGGAAUAAGAAGAUCGGAGAGGGUGUGUAUAUUUGUAGUCCAAAUGAAAAACCCGUGUUGAGGAAUAUUUCAAGGCGGAAACUUGAGGCGAUUUUGAGUGACCCCACACCGCCAUUUCAAGACCGGGUUGUUCAGGAGGUGGUGUUGAUGAUUCUUGAACCAAUUUUUGAGCCGAGGUUUUCGUCGAAGUCGCAUGCUUUUAGGCCUGGUAGAAAUGCACAUUCGGUUAUCAGGACGAUUAGGAGUAAUUUUUCGGGGUAUCUUUGGUUUAUGAAAGGUGAUUUAACUCAGUUUUUUGAUGAUGUUGAUGAAAACAUCGUGAUGCAUUUUGUUGGAAAUGUAGUUAAGGAUAAGAAGGUACUUAGGUUGAUUAAAUCUGGGUUGCGGGUGAGUAAUGGAAUCCAAUGUGGUGAUGAAGGUAGGGGGGAAUUUGAUAAGAGUAAGAAGGAUAGGAAAAAGGGUUCAACGCGAAAAAAGAUUUUGAAUGAAAAUGAGCCGAAACCUGAUCCUUAUUGGUUGAGGACUUUCUUUGAUUUUGCACCAGAGGAAGCAGUCAAGGUCCCUAAUUAUGGUGGUUGUGGAAUUCUUAGUCCAUUGCUUGCUAAUAUUUGUCUUAGUGAAUUAGAUCAUAUGAUGGAAGAUAAAUUGGUAGAAUUCUUUCGCCCAUCUAGAUUAGAUUCGAUAUGGAAGGAUUCUGUUAAUGACGGUUCUCAUAACCCUUCUUGGCCGGAGUUUGUACCAGCUAGUGGGAAGGAGAAAACAAGAAAAAUGGAUUAUAUUCGAUAUGGGGGUCAUUUUUUGGUUGGAAUUAGGGGACCAAGGGAGGAUGCCGUUGAAACUCGGAAAGAAAUAAUUGAAUUUUGUGAGAGUAAUUUUGGGAUAAGGUUAGAUAACUCAAAGCUGGAGAUUGAACAUGUAACUAGGGGUGUUGAGUUCUUGGAUCAUAUUAUAUCUAGACGUGUGAUUUACCCGACUCUACGCUACACAGCAAGUGGUGGUAAUAUAGUAAAUCAGAAGGGUGUAGGAACGUUGCUUUCUGUAACGGCUAGUUUACAAAAAUGCAUUAGGCAGUUCAGACGGCUUAAGUUUGUUAAGGGUGACAGGGAUCCUGAACCACUGCCUUGCACUCCCAUGCUUUAUUCAGGCCAGGCUCACACCAAUGCUCAAAUGAAUAAGUUUCUUGAGACCAUGGCGGAUUGGUUUAGAUAUGCAGAUAACCGAAAGAAAAUUGUUGGUUUUUGUGCUUAUGUGAUUCGCAGCUCUCUCGCUAAAUUAUAUGCUGCGAGGUAUAGGCUAAAAUCUCGUGCCAAGGUGUACAAGAUUGCGUCACGUAAUCUUAGCCGGCCCCUGGUGGAAAGUACUCAAAAUUCCGCACCCGAAUAUUCAGACCUUCUGAGAAUGGGGCUUGUUGAUGCUAUAGAAGGAGUUCAGUUUUCUCACAUGUCUUCGAUUCCAUCAUGUGAUUACACCGUGUUCCCUAGAAACUGGAUUCCGGACCACGAACGAGUUAUACAUGAGUAUAUAAACUUGCAAAAUCCAAAAUUUUUCUGCGAAUUGCAAAGAUCAAUUAAAAAACAAGGUCUAACAUUGCCUCAAGAGGAGAUAUCUGAGAUUGUGUGGAACUAUAAAACUCUUGGAGUGCGAAGCAACCAGUCUUCUUCUGAGAAAGAUACCGAUAAUGCUUCUAAGGACAUGGUGCUAUCAUCAGAAGUCUAGUUUUGUUCAAAAAAGGUUGACUGGCAGAGGACCAUGGGCUAAAAACAAUCUCAAAAGUAUCAUUAGCAUGCUCCAUCUCCAUGGAAUAUAAGGACAGUGAGGGAGAACUGCUGUUUCGACGAAUCUAAAACAGAUUGUCUCUUAAAUUUGAUCCUCAACCAACAACCACCAAGAAUUUGCAUCACCUUUAUCAAAGUAAGUAUUUAUUUAUAGUUUAUCUACAUGUAAACUUUUUGUUAAAGUCCCCCUUGAAUUUUAGUGCAUAAUUUGUGAUGAAUUUUCAGUGGUACGAUUAGGUUAUUUUUCCCUAUGUGACUAUGGACUGCAUAACAUCUGACAAUACAGGCUAUUCAGUCCCCCUGUUUAUAAUGUAAGUGUCAUCCCUGCUUCAUUGCUAGUAUGGAUAGCUUACAGUGGAAAUGAUGCCUUGUCUGUUACAAGGCUUUACAUGAGUUCAACAAGUAUAACGAGAAAUGAUGACAUUGUAUCUGGAGGAUUUUGGUCAUAUGAUUUUCUCCUCAGUUCGACUGCAAAGGCUGACGUAUAUGAUAACUUCAUUGUUUGUUUGUUUUUUUGACAGAGUAUACUCAUUAGCGGAGUACCUUUAAAGCUGUGUGCCAGUGGCUGUUUAUAGCUAGGAAACUAUAUAAUUUGUGUAUGUGCUGGAAUAUUCGAGUAGAUUUUUGAAACUUGUAUAUAUCUGUUAUUUAUUUUGAUCUAGUUUCUACA